Messenger RNA from Papilio xuthus (Asian swallowtail), 2164 nucleotides. It is a transcript of the gene Y-b, whose product is annotated as yellow-b. Lineage: Eukaryota; Metazoa; Arthropoda; Insecta; Lepidoptera; Papilionidae. The record is from RefSeq and is a predicted model, not a curated record. The transcript is spliced from 2 exons. Gene Ontology annotation, cellular component: extracellular region. The coding region runs from base 203 to 1558 and encodes 451 amino acids.
UUGUUUCAUUACCAAAUUACCGAGUAAAUGAAAAAUGGCAUCUUUUAUUAACUUCGAAAUUACUCGAAUUGCAGAUGUUUUGGAGAAACGAGACUAAAGAACUGAGACGCUACUGGAUGUGGCAUUGGAAACGACGCGCGUGUUCCGACUCCGACGUCAGUCGCUCUUGCCGCGCCGUCUGCGCCGCACGCUCGCUCGCAUCAUGCUGUCGUUGCUUCUCCUCGCGCUCGCAGCCACCGCGGCCGCGCAGAACUUACAAAAUACAUCGCAAACUGCACGUGCCCCGACGCCGCGCCGAGAACAGUUCCGUGUCAUUUACGAAUGGAACGCUAUCGACUUCCAAUGGGCCUCCCCGGAAGAACGCGAGGCUUACCUAAAUACGAGCCGAUACAUACCCCGCAACGUUCUAAUCUCUGGAAUAAACUUCUACGGAGAAAACCUAUUUCUGACCCUGCCGAGGAUGCUAGAGGGCGUGCCGGCGACGCUCGCCACGAUCCCAGUGCGGCAAGUCGACACGGCGCCCAAGCUUAGUCCCUUCCCAAGCUGGAGCGCAAACACGCUGGGGGAUUGCGCCGCCUUGCAGUUCGUGCAAAAUGUUGAAAUUGACCGCAACGGAAUCAUGUGGAUCUUGGACAACGGACGUAUCGGCACGCUCACUCAAAACCCCGAUACGAAGUGCCCACCCUCGAUCGUAAUGAUAGAUCUGAAAACAGGCAAAAACGAAAUGGAGCGCAUACCUCUACCCACGGAGACGGUGAACGCAUCGACGUCGUAUCUCAACGAUCUUGUCGUGGACAAUCGCGACGGUGACUACGCUUAUAUUACUGACAACAGUGCCGUUGACCCAGGUAUCAUAGUUUUUCGUCGAAGCGACAAAAAGUCGUGGAAGAUCAGAGACAGUAAGUCUAUGUUGUCGGUCAGCGACGCUGCCGUCUUCCGCAUCAACGGUACAACCAUCAACCUGCCCGUCAACAUCGAUGGCAUCGCCCUCGGUCCGCAAUUUCUUACCGAAGAAGGCUACGUCGACAGGACCGUAUAUUUCACGCCUUUAUCGAGUUUUCACUUGUAUGCCGUUAACGCUUCAAUUUUACGAAACGAAUCCCUCUCGUCGACCGGUGACGGAGCGAUACGUCAAUAUAUCAAGGAUCUCGGCACCAAGCCGUCGCAAACGGACGGCAUGAAGAUGGACUCGACGGGUACGUUGUUUUUCGGUUUAAUCGGCAACUCGACUAUUGCGGAAUGGAACACCACGACGGACUUCCGAGUCGGUCAGCGUACUAUCGCCAGAGACCCGAACUACAUCCAGUGGGUCGACCGGUUCACUUUUGACGACAGUGGCAACAUUUACGUUGUAAUCAACAGGCUGUACAAUUUCAUUAAAAAUCAAGUUUCUCUGGACGAGGUGAACUAUAGAAUCUUGAAGUCGCACACGGGGACCAAGAGUUACAUAUUCAGUCCCGACGUGACUCCGGUAGCACCGAGUCCGCACGGGGCGGCGACCGCGCCCGCUGUUUGCGCAUCGCUGUUGCUGUUGGCCUUCGCGCACCUGUUCGCCUAGUCCCCGCAACACCUCUAGGUCGUAGAUCUGCACCGGACGCAGCUACGACUCGAACGAUUUCUUUACUUGCGCCUGAACUGAUAAUUAAUGUUACCAAAUAUUUAAAGUUACCUUGACCCGAGGUCUUUCCAGUGAAAACGCGCAAUGUAGGUAGCUUUUUAUGUUUUUAGUUUUACUUUUAAGUGUUAUUUAUACGAUGUGGAAUGAUAGAGCGAUCUCUGUGAGUACUCGAAGGCGUGCCGAAGAAGCGUCGUCACGAACACCGUGUGCUGGAGCAAAGGUCGAGGACGAGUUGUCAAAUACCACAAGCAGCUAUAUCGUGUUAACAUACCAAUCAUAUAUUUAAGUUAAACAUCGAAAAAUAUUUAUUGUGAAAAUUUUGUGAUCAAAAAACUAAUGCUAGGAUCUCUCCAGUGUUUCCUUUGAUAUUGUUAAAUGAGCCAAAUACUAAUUUUUAUUAUGUAAGAAUAAUAUUUAACGAUAGGUAUACAUUAUAAAUGUAUAAUAUAUGGUAAAUAAUGGAAAAUAAACUAGAUAUAUUGAUAUGUACGCCUGUUGGAUGAACGUGACUGAACUGAAUCGAAAUAAACGUGUGUAUCACAUUAA